Messenger RNA from Xenopus laevis (African clawed frog), 8488 nucleotides. It is a transcript of the gene nfib.L, whose product is annotated as nuclear factor I B L homeolog. Bases 587 to 2398 code for a protein of 603 amino acids. The record is from RefSeq and is a predicted model, not a curated record. Gene Ontology annotation, biological process: DNA-templated transcription; DNA replication; regulation of DNA-templated transcription. Gene Ontology annotation, molecular function: DNA-binding transcription factor activity; DNA-binding transcription factor activity, RNA polymerase II-specific; DNA binding. The transcript has 13 exons. NCBI's taxonomy places the organism in Eukaryota, Metazoa, Chordata, Amphibia, Anura, Pipidae. Gene Ontology annotation, cellular component: nucleus.
UGCAGAGGGUGUAACCGGUGCUGUGUGCCUGCGAGCUGUAGAGAGGGAGAGAGCGGCAGAGAGAGAGGGAGUGAGUGAGAGAGGAGAGAGCUAAUGCGAGACUUGCAGCAGCAGCAGCAGCACAUGCUUAUUGGGAGCUAUAGAUAAUGCAUCAUCCCAUCACUCCUUUUAUUAUCGAUACGAUAUAAAGAGCCUGCACAAGCGCACAAUACUGACUGCUGAGAGCCGGCCAAGUGGAGCCUUCAUCCCACCCCAAUUACUCAUCGUCUUCUUCUUCUUCUUCUCCUUCCUGGGAAGUUUGCAGGAUCGCACGAGUAGCGGCUGCAGCUCGGGGAACAGCGCUUUGCCCAUGAAAGCGAGAGAGAGGGCGGGCACGCCAGCAUAGAGGCGCGUUGCGGUGCCACCUUAAGAGUGCCAGUCCGAGCGUGCAGGGGAAACACUCAGCCGGCCUUUGCAUAAGCCGGGCGGAUUUAAGGAAGACCGGCGGACGGACAGAGAGAGAGCAUUUCCCUAUUUAGCCCUAAUGUACCAUGAAUAGGUGAACUUUCUUUUGGAUGCUUUUCGAGGGAUCGCACCAAGCCAAGCCAUGAUGUAUUCUCCUAUCUGCCUGACUCAGAAAACGGUGUCACUCAUUAAGGCUCCCUCCCUCCCAACCUAUCUCGGAGACACUAGUAUUUUAUCGAAUGUCUAUGGCAGCCCAUUGCUACAGGAGACGUUAGAAGAACGUUUCCCCGCACCGUUCUCCCCAGUGGAUGAAUUCCAUCCAUUUAUCGAGGCACUUCUUCCACAUGUCCGUGCAAUUGCCUAUACUUGGUUCAACCUCCAAGCCCGAAAACGCAAGUACUUCAAGAAGCAUGAGAAGCGGAUGUCAAAGGACGAAGAAAGGGCAGUCAAGGAUGAACUGUUGAGCGAGAAGCCAGAAAUCAAACAGAAAUGGGCGUCCAGGCUCCUGGCCAAGCUGCGCAAAGACAUCCGCCAGGAGUACCGUGAGGAUUUUGUGCUCACUGUAACGGGAAAGAAGCACCCCUGCUGCGUGCUAUCCAACCCUGACCAGAAAGGCAAGAUCAGGCGGAUCGACUGUCUGCGGCAGGCUGACAAGGUCUGGCGCCUGGAUCUGGUCAUGGUCAUCCUCUUCAAAGGCAUACCCCUGGAAAGUACAGAUGGGGAGCGACUUGUCAAAUCGCCACAUUGCACCAACCCUGCACUUUGCGUCCAGCCACAUCAUAUAACGGUAUCGGUCAAGGAGCUUGAUUUGUUCUUGGCAUACUACGUACAGGACCAAGAUCCUGGACAAUCAGGAAGUCCAAGCCACAAUGAUCCUGCCAAGAAUCCACCAGGGUACCUUGAAGACAGUUUUAUUAAAUCUGGAGUCUUUAAUGUCUCAGAGCUUGUGCGAGUUUCUCGAACACCCAUAACACAGGGUUCUGGUGUGAAUUUUCCAAUUGGAGAGCCACUAAGCCAGCCAUACUACCAUGAUAUGAACUCGACAGUUAGCUUACAGAGGUCAUUGUCCUCCCCACCGAGCAGCAAACGACCCAAGACCAUUUCUAUAGAUGAGAACAUGGAACCAAGCCCAACAGGGGAUUUCUACCCUUCUCCCAACUCACCAGCAACGGGAAGUAGGACAUGGCAUGAUCGAGAUCAAGAUAUGUCCUCUCCCACAAUGAAGAAACCUGAAAAGCCAUUGUUUAGCCCGACAUCUCCACAGGAUUCUUCAUCAAGAUUGAGCAGUUUUCCACAGCAUCACCACCCAGGAAUUCCAGGAGUAGGACAUAGUGUCAUCUCAACCAGGACGUCACCCUCCCCUUUGCCAUUUUCAGCACAAGCAAUUCUUCCUCCUGCCCCAUCUUCCUACUUUUCUCACCCCACGAUCAGAUAUCCUCCUCACCUGAACCCCCAGGAUGCCUUGAAAAACUAUGUUCCUUCUUAUGACCCGUCCAGCCCUCAAACAAGCCAGCCUAACAGCAGCGGGCAAGUUGUCGGAAAGGUGCCCGGCCACUUCACUCCUGUGUUGGCGCCAUCCCCACAUCAUGGCGCAGUGAGACCAGUUACCCUAACCAUGACAGACACUAAACCCAUUACUACAUCCACUGAAGCCUAUACAGCCUCUGGCACAUCGCAAGCUAACAGAUAUGUGGGACUGAGCCCAAGAGAUCCAGCCUUCCUACACCAGCAACAGCUGAGGAUUUGUGACUGGACCAUGAAUCAAAACGGCAGGCAUUUAUACCCCAGUGCCAGUGACGAUACAUUGGGAAUAACUUGGCAAAGUCCUGGUACCUGGGCUAGUUUGGUUCCUUUUCAAGUAUCGAACAGAACAGGAAUCCUGCCAAGCAGUGUCCAAAAUUAUGGACUGAAUUUCGUUGCAGAACCCUUUCUUCAAGCGGAAACAAGCAACUGAGGAAAAUUUCUGAAAAAUACACAAAACUGAACAAAGAGAAGAAAGGACGACGGGGAAAAAAAAACAAAAUGAAAAAAAAAAAACUUUAAAAAAAAAACUUAAGAAAGAGAAGAUAAAUUGACCAGCAUUUGCAGCACUUACAAUCACUGAUUCCUUUAACCUUUAUAAGUACUUGCAGGACCUGUGACACAUUGCAAAGCAAUGCUUUUCAGGCCUCUAGAAACAUAAGGGGUUAACGCAGAAGCAGUCAUGACACUGAGAGGGUGGCAAAUAUAUUUUCACAGAUGGGUAGAAUGGAACUCCUGCUAAACUAGCCUUUGUUAUCUGAUGUCUGCUGGGAAAUAGGCACUCUUUCUCCAUGACCGUAUAUUUUAUAUGAAUUUUCUAGAUGCCUUAAUAAUUGCAUGAUAAGCUAGUGCUGUUUGGUUUUAGUCUUCUUGUUGUUUACGCAUGGGAACAUUUUCCCAGUUUUUCUCAUGAAACAAAGGCUGUGAGGUAGCAACAAAGCUGCGAAAAAAACAGGCCUCAGGGCCCCCCCCACAUACAAAUCAACUGGUUUUUUAAGGUUGUCAUAUUUACAGCAUGUAAACAAGAUAAUUACAUAACUUUCAAUCACUGAUAUCAGUCAAGAAGAGAUCUAAGUUCAGUGUGCUACCUAAUCUGCAACGUCAGAGAAUCUGUGCCCAUCAAUGCCUUCGUACUCGUACAGGGUUACCAGCUUAAUGAGUCAGUGGUGGAGGUGAAUUGUCUGGCCACAAUCGAAUAGUUAGAGGCAAGCGCUACUGAGAUAAUAAAUUCAUUAUGGGCCAUUAAAAAGAGUCAGAAAGCCCUCAGACUCUAAACAGAGGGCAUGAAAAAGCUAAUACCUGUUCUCCGCUAGAGGGAACCUACGUUUUUCUAGGUUCUGCCUCUGGUUCUUAAGGGUAAACAUAGAAAAAAAGUGUAUUUUAUACCUUCAGUGAAUGAGGGCUAUUUAAAAGAAAAGCGGCAAAUACAGACAACUCAAGUGUUUAAGGGAAUGAAAUGAAUAGACACGUAGCACUUAUCAUGGUUAGGCUGCCCCUAGGGAUCUGAGUGUUUUAUUUAUUUAUACGUACUAGAUGUAUUGGGAUAAUAAGAGUCAGCACUAAUAACAAGUUACAGGCAUUAAGUUCAAGUUUGCAGCUUGCAAAGUGGAAGCAGUCACAGUAAAAUGAACGUGCACUUUUGCUGAAACCUGCCAUUCAAGCUGUGCUGAAUCUUGCACGGUGCUGCCAAUAAUGCGCUUUUCAACAGAGAUUAUUACACGUGAUCACACAGAAUAGGCAUCUCUGUUAUAAAAGAACAAUAUUAUUAAUUAAUCUCUCCAGUAGAUCAGAUUUGCACGGAAAUAUAAUGUCCACUUUACGUGCCUUGCCUUGAAUUAUAAAAAAAAAAAAAAAGUGACAUCACUCCACUUCUUUUGCUGCAUUUAUUAUCAUUUGAAAUCUAUACCAUUUUUAUGGCAGAAUAUUUUGUACUCCAGAGGGGGAAAAUUAAGUGACAUCCUGGAUUUUUUAGACAGUUAAACCUUCUCACAUUUAUAAAACAUAUCAUGGCUGUGUAUAAUUGCCGCUUAAAAAAUGUAAUCAACCAGCAAUAUUUUCAGUAUUUUGGUGUUUUUUCUAUUAACCUUUCAUGUUUUUCAUCUUCCAGUUAAUAAUGGGAAGGAGGGAGGGGGGCAGGUAUGGGGUUGAAAUUUUUACGAAUUAUGCAAUACCAAGUUUUGCCUAUGUAGGUAGUGCUUUUAGCAGUAUUUGGUUAUUUUAGGUAAUUUCGCAGAUAAAAAAAAAAAGAAAAGGACAAAAAAACACAAGAAUUUAAUGUAUGUUUUUUUUUUUCAAUUGACCAAAGUGGGUACUGCUGUUUUUGCAGUGUGAUAAGGUCCUUUUGUGUACUGACAUGAAGAGGGAAUUUUGUUUUUAUAUAUAUGCGUAUAAAUAUAUAUAUAAAUAUAUAUAUUAUGGGAGGGAGGGAGGGCGAAAUGAAUACUAAGGUCUUUACACUGCUGCAUUAGGCAGCAUGCCCAUAGAGGGGUCCAUGACUGCAAAGUAAUGCUUAGUAGGGUGCCAUUUUUAUUUUCAUGCAGAAUAUUUUUUUCAGAUAGAAUUCAGCUGGAAUUUGUAUUGUUUCACAGUGCUUGUCUUUAAAACUCAACUCCCAAAAUAUUUUUCAUUUGGACUACAUGCUGCAGCAUAUUUGUUUUUAUGGAGUGACCACUAAAAGCUAAUCAGAGAGUCUACAGCAUUUUUCACCAGCACUGUAUUGGUCAGUAGUGCUGCUUAUAAUGGUUAAUUUGCAUAAUGCCAUUCUGUAGGUUAUAGCUCAGUUAUCUGAUAUUUUAUAACCCUUGGUAUAACUCUAUUUAUUACCGUAUUCUAAUUAAUUUUGAUGUAUUAAUUACUUAAACAAAUCCUAGGUAGCCUAGCAAGAGCCAAUCACUUUUAUAUCAGCUAGCAUUAUAUGGUGAUUUUGUUUGACUCACUCAAAUGCAUUUUGUGAAAACAAAUUGAGUAGCACAGCAGGAACAUGUCCAAAUGCAAAUAUGAUCCACAGAGAUAAUUAUCUUGAAUACCAGUACUUGCAUUAAUUUGUUUACUGUACUGGGAUACACGUAAGGACAAUCAUUAUUGUACAAAAACCCCUUUAAAAAGGCAAAAUAUAUUUGAGAAUAUUUGACAUCUUUGGUCUUCUAAAGAUAUAUUUAAUAAUUACUUGGAAAACCUGGUAGGGUGCUAGUGCUUCCACAGCAGUUUACAUGAUUUUAGCACUGAAUAUAUAUUUUUUUCUAUUUUCAAUAAAAUGCAGUCUUUCAUGAGAUCAAAUGUAUUCCAACAAAAUUAGAAAAAAACUGCUAGGCCCAAAAAUUGCCUUUUUAACAGAUAUGUUUUUUGUUUCAAUGUUGUUGCUAUUCUCUGAGUGUAAGUCAGAAACAUUAUAUACAGCGGCUCCUCCUAAUCAAUACAGAAACAACUCCAAUUUUAUGUGCACUGUACUGACUCUGAUAUUACUUUGCAGUCCUGGCCUCUUUGCCAUUGCCCCUAAUUUUGUGUGUCCCCUAGUUUGACAUGAACAUUUACAGGCUUAGUUAUUGAAAGGGAAUAACAGAAAAGGAGACUCUACAUAAAAUCAUGGCAAACCAAUUGAACUGAAUCAAAUAGUAUAGCAAUAUAGCUAUGGGGAAAUAUUCAGCUGGGCAGCUUGGAAAAAAAAAUAUGUGAAUAAAUCUGUGAAGCUGUUAAGUAGCAAGAAGUGAGGGUCUUUGUAAUGAACCGUAUAGACAGUUAUUUGUACACUGUAUAGUUUUAAGAUUUUUUUUGAAUUACAUGUGCCCUCAUUUGUUAAGCUACCUUUUAGCAUUUGUAAUGGGAAUAUAAUUAUUUCCAUUUUUAAGUAAACAAGAAUAUUGCUUGUUUUGGAACUGGACUUGGGUUAAAACUCGCUGGUUCCUUAAUUUAUGUAUUAGAAUUUUCUUUUUUUAAGUUUUAAAAAUACUGUCCAUGCUAGGGAUUGUUUCAGAUCUGCCUAUGCUUGAAAAGUAUAGGUUACUAAUCUAAUUAAAAUGUAAAUGGAGAAAAGUUAUAUUUUAUGAAGGUUAUUUUGUUGUAUUUAGUAUUUGAAAAGUUGGUUUUUGGAACAUUUCAGAAUGUUGGAAGCUACACUGUCUUUUUAUUAGUAUAUAUGUCCUCUAGCAAACAGAAUUAUGUGAUUGUUACAUGUUGGUAUUUAAGAUUAGGUUAAAGAAAAGCAUUCAGGAAAGAGCAAAAAAGAAAUAACAGAACAAUACAUUUUAGUGUCUCACACGACCAUGUCCUCAGGGAGCAUAAUUUUGGGUUUGCAACUUGUAGCUUCACAAGGACUCUAUGGAAAGUACAGAACAUAUCCAUCAGUGACACUACCCAUUAUAUUUUGCAUUUUUAAAGAUAGGCUGGUGAAAACAAAAUGCCAGAUGGGGAUAUCUGGGUAUGGUAGAUAACGAUCAGAUCUGUUAGUCUCUGUUAGUGGAUAUUGCGCAUCACUUCUUACAGUUUGGGCACUUCCAUAAAACGUAAGGGCUGUGUGGAAUAGAAAUGGCUAUAGAAGGUUAUUCAAUAUUACUUAUACAUAAUUCAUGGACAAUAAAAUAUAUCUUUGCUGGCAGUUUGGCCCAAAAUGACAUCCAGUAUAGUUUAUUAUGAGGGUUUUUUGUUAACAUACACCCGCUUCAUUCUUGCUUCCUGUUUUUUUUUGUAAUAAAUUCCACUGAUUUAAAUUUCCAGGCUGUGCAAAUGUACCAGAAAUGGCCCACAACAGAACAUUCUACUCCAUUUAUAUUGAAGGAACAAAUGUCGUCCUUCAGAAUUGCACUUUCUGCUAGUUUCCCUGUUUUGUUUCCCUGUUCCCCAACCUAAUUGCAUAGGCCUAUUGGAGCACUGCAGUUGUAGUGUAACAGCUGGAGUUGCCCUUUGGCCUUUCACAAUGAUCUGUGCAUCAGCCAAUCUUAUUGCCAUGACAACCCUUUAUAUUGUUUUCAUGCCACAGCUUUGUUGGUCACAUUUUUAUUACAUAAGGGGGACAAAAGAACUAGCUGGAUACGGUCAAUUUUUACAAUUUUUGUUUUGCAAUUUUUAUUUCCUUCAAUGGUUGUAAGUAGUUUUUCUAUGAUAAAAGGUUCAGUAGUUAUUACUCUUUAGAAAUAUCUGUGUGUUGCAAUUAAAAUGUAUGUUGAAUUAGUAAAAUAAAGAGCUUUAGUGUCACUGGCUGUGAGUUGUUUGACUUAAUCUUUUUUGUUGUGUUAAUUGCAUGAUAAUUACAAUUUUAUUUUAUCAAUGGCUUUUAGGGUAGGCUAUCAACAUCAGCUGGUGACACUAAAGCUGGUGUUUGUAAAACUUUAUUUUUGAAAGAAUGGUUUUUGGAAUUGUGCUACAGGGACUGAUGUAGCAACAUGUAUCUUAUUUGGGAAGGAAAUUUUUGUGUGUUUUUUUAAGAAGUAUGGCUUAUUAUGCAUUUUUCAUUGAGGGCAUUGAAGUUGCACGGACUGAUAAACGUUAAUGCAAAAUGAGAACGAAAAAAAAAACCAGCAAAAUGUUUACCAAAUACUCAAAAUAAGUUAGCAGUGCCUGUUCAAUUUCACAGUCUCUGUUGAGUACAGUUGUAAAUAUAUUUCAGAUAGCAUUUUCUUCUUCACAAAUAAUUAAUUUGAAAAACAAAAAAAAACAACAAAAACACUUCUACAUCAUAUAGAAUACUAGGGAGUAACUCAGUCCAAGUCCUGGACUUCUAAAAUAGUUUAAUUGGAUGAGGCAAUCUUCAUCAAGCUGUUUUGUUGUGCUUCUCAUAUAGGACUUUUUGGAAGCUUGGGAGAAAGUUACCCCAAUAUCAAUGAUAUUUCUCUGAGAACAACCUUUUGUAGGACUGUGUGUUUCUUUAGAUAAUUUAGUACAACUGUAGGUGACUAGUAGUCAGUUUAUUGCUUGCUAGCUACACACCAGGGUUGAUCCAUUUUAAAACUUUUGGCACAUACCUUUUUAACAGAUGAUCGAUGACAUGCUGAUCUUGGGCAAUAUUUUUCGUAAUUGGGCACCUUCAUUUUUAUCAGUGAAUAUCUUGAGCACUAGCCCAUCUUUGAAACUCUGAGAGCUCAUAAUUAGUUAUUUUCUUCCUGUGUGCUGAGAUCUCUUCAUUCAAGCACUUUAACUGAUUCUAUUUGUGAAGAAAAGUCCAUCUCAAGGUUUACUGAUAGUCUUGAAGUGGGCAGUAUAUGUUUCCAGUGGGGGGUGGGGGCCAGUAACACUGAUUUCUCUGAAUUCUCUAUUAUAUGGACUCCUACUAGAACACAGAGACAGAAAUUAAAGUUUAACAUGUCAGGGUGCUGAAUAAUUAUGCUCUUCUGGGUAAUUUCUUCAUAUGUAACAAAUUAGCUCCAUUUUGCCACAAGUUUUAAACUGGUGUAAAUCAAGCUUGACUUAUGUGAUUGUUACUGUUAUAUCCAGCCUAUACUGCUAGCAGCUGCUCAUACUGCAGUCAAUUACUGGAAGCGGAUAUAUUUCCUAUGCAAAAACUGUUUAAACAAUAAAUGAGCUAUGCUACAGA